Molecule: messenger RNA, 3977 nt
Organism: Daktulosphaira vitifoliae (grape phylloxera)
Lineage: Eukaryota; Metazoa; Arthropoda; Insecta; Hemiptera; Phylloxeridae
Product: pancreatic lipase-related protein 2-like
Exons: 9
Coding region: 2732-3772 (346 amino acids)
Biological process (GO): lipid metabolic process
Molecular function (GO): lipase activity
Source: RefSeq, a predicted model, not a curated record
CAAUUUCAUGAAACUGAAAUCUUCAUAAUUUGUUUUUUAUAAUAAAUAAAUAAAAGGCAUUAUCAAAAAUAACUUGUUAUAACACUAUCGUGAUAUACGCACGGAUCAACAUUAUUUAUCAUAGAAUCAUAUUGUAUUUUUAUUCUAUCUGUUGUAGAAUUAUAUAAUAUUGUUCGAUUCAAAUGGAUAAAACUUUUAACUCUAAUAAUUUACAAAAGUCAGUAGUUAGAACCCAUGACAUGUUUUAUUAAUGAUAACUUGGAUAAUACAAUUGAUAAGAUUUAACAGUGUUGACCAAGUUAUAACAUUUGCCCCCUUUAAAUUAAUUUUUUUAUAUAUAUCUUACAACAAUUUGUAUUACAUCUUAAGGAAAAAGAAAAACGAUACAUACAUUUAUAAAACCUACUAUAAGUAAAUAAUUAACAUAAACUAUAGUUCUAAACAGUUACAAAAUAAAUAAUUAUAUGAUAGUUAUAAUAAUAUUUACUACAUUUUAUACUUUAUGGGCUAUACCUGCAGGAUUUAACAAUUUUUCUUUUGGUCUAGGAGUUGCAACCUUUUUAUUUGGGCUAAGAAUUUUUGUGUUCUUAGUAGAGCUAUAAUUAGAAAUAGAAAUAGGAACUUUAGUUUCGUCAUUAGUACAAUUGGUGUUUUAUAUUUGAAUUUAUAUUGGAUUUAUUAAUAGAACUAUUUUGUUCAUUAGUCAAUAUUAUAUCUAUGUGGCGUUUCCAGUUUAAAGUAUCAUCAUUAGUACAAACUUUAUUAGUUUGUAAACCUAACUGCUUAGUCACAACAGCAGGAACCCAUUUUUUUGUUGAACUGCGAUAGUCUCUACCAACACUUUAUUUUUAACACAAAUCUAAUGUUUUUUUACCACUAGAUAGAACUUGAUUAAUUUUCUUACUUUCCAUAAUAACACUGGUAGAAGGUCGUAAAAGAUCAAACAUGUAUCUAACUGAUCUAUUUAACAAUAAUUUGACAGGCGUUUCACCUAUUGUGGCAUGGGGUGUGUUACGAUAUUGAAAUAAAAAGUUAUUCAAUUCAGUAACUAUGUCACAGUUAGGAUUUUUAAAGGUUAUUUUUUUUACAAAGUUUUUACAGCAUUUUUCACUGCCCCAUUACUUUGUGAAUGGUAUGUGUUGGUACACCAACUAAAUAGACAAUACCAAUUGUUUUUAAGUAAUUUUGAAAAUUUUCACCCAUAAACCACUUGGCACCAUCAGACGUUAGGUAUUCCAAAUCUAGCCAAAAUAUCAGUAAAUAUUUUUAUUACAAUAUUUUCAUUUACUGAAUUUACUUUAAACUAUUUUAGCCAUUUAGAUGUAUCAUCAACGAUUAUUAGAUAGUUUUGCCUAUAAAAAGUCCCUAAGAUGUCUAUUAAUAAAUGAAGUCUAGUCCAAACACUUUUUUGGAUAAGGGAAAGGCUUUAGGAUCGCCUAGGAGGCAUUGCCUUAAAGAAAAAACAUGGUUGACAAUUUACAGUAAUAUCUUCUAUGUCUUUAUCCAAAAGCGGCCACCGAAAAUAAGUUCUAGCCAAGUAUUUCAUUUUUGAAGUACCUUGAUGUGUACUAUGUAAAUGAUUUAGUAAGGUAUUUCUAUAUUUAAUUUGAAUGAUAAGCCUAUUACCCCACAUUAAAAUAUUUUGUUCAACCGUCAACUCGUUUUUCUUUUAAAAAAUGGUAAAAUGUUUUUAUCAGUCUUAGCACUGGAAGGCCAUGAGUUAUUUAAUAAAUAAUUAGUAAUUUUGGAAAGAAUAGGAUCAUAUAUUAGGUAGCUAUUUUUAUUUUUGACCAAUCCAAACAAUACUUACAUUCAUUAGUAAUAAGAUUCAAGUAAUUGACUGCUGCAACAGUGUCUAUUUGUUUACCUUCAAUAUCUAACCUGAAUAGGUAAUCUUUCGGAUUAUUAUUAGUAGAAACUCAUUUGAUGUCAAUGGUAUAGGCGAAUAAGACCUAUUCCCAUCUUUCCAACCUGUAUACCUUUUUUAGGAUUUAAUAUAUUUCCCAACGAUUUAUUAUCCGUAACCAAGGUAAAUUUUUUUACUCCAUAAAUUAUGGCUAAAUUUUCUCUUUUAAUUUGAGGGUAUUUUCCUUUAGCAGGAAAUAAAUGGUGAGAUGAAAAAGCUAUUGGUUUUUCUUUGUUAUCUGGGAAUAUAUAUGAUAACAUAGUACCUAAAGCUUUAUUGGAAGCAUCCACGGUUAAUUUCAAAGGUAAUUCUGGGUUAUAGUGUGAUAAAACCCUAUUAGACAAAAGUAACUUUUUAGACUAUUAAAUGAAUUAAUAUAACUUUUAGGCCAUUCUAAAGUAAUAUUUUUUCUUGUUAGUCUAUAUAAAGAUUCUAGUAGUUCUGCAGAUUUAAGUAUACAUUUUAAAUAGUAGUUUACCAUAUCUAAAAAACUUUUAAGUUGUGUUACAGUAGUAGGAAUGGGUGAAUUUUUAAUUGCCUUAAUGUGUGUUUGUCAGAUGGGUGCAAAUCAUCCUUAUCUAGAAUAUGACCAAGACCUUACCAGAAAUAGAUAUGUCUUCCUGGAAAAUUGUAACACCUGGUAUGUCCCCAAUUAACUGUUCAAGUAUGCGAUGAAAUAGACUAGCAGCACAAUUUAUUCCAUGUGGAACACUAGUAUAUGCAAAUAGACCCAAAGGAUAUUGUAAUCCCACCAAUACCGGAUUUAUAGUAAUAUUGAAAUCGCCACAAAUUAUUACAGAAUUGUCUGAUUUUAAUACAGGAACAAUGAACGUAGUUCAUUUAGAAAAUUCUACAGAAUUUCAACUUUAUGCUAGUGAAAGUAUUUCAAAAAUGAACGGUUUAACACAAUUUGGAUUAAUUCUGCAAGUUUUGGUCUCAUCUUUAGGUGAUCAUGUGAAAAUUGGGCCAUGUACUUUAGUUAUUAAUCCUGCUUGUCCAGAUCCCACAAUCAAGUUUUACUUAUACACAAGAAAAAAUCAGUUUAAUGCUCAAUUAGUUACAGUUGAUAAUAUAACAGACUCAUAUUUUCAUCGAGAUCAUAAAAACAAACUUAUUAUUCAUGGUUUUAAUAGUGGAUGGAAAUUGGAUGAGCUACAGAAUAUUAAAGAUGAGUACAUAAAAAGAGAAGAUGUUAAUGUUUGGAUGAUUGACUAUGGAGUACUGUCAGCUGGUCCAUUAGAAUGUUAUCCAGCUGCAGUAUAUAAUUUACGGUUUGUUGGAAUAUGUUCUACAAGUAUGGUUAAAGCGAUAUUGAAUUAUUCUCUUGUAAAAAAUUCUGCGGAAGCAUUACAUAUAAUUGGGUUCAGUCUUGGAGCUCAUAUGCCCAGUCACAUAUCGAGACAUAUAAGUCCUAUUAAACUAUCCCGAAUUACAGGUUUAGACCCCGCUCUGCCGUUGUUUUACGGUUUGAAUAAUAUUACACAGUUAAGCAAACACGAUGCAGAUUUUGUGGAUGUUAUUCAUACAAAUUCAUUAGUUCAGGGACAAGUCAAACCUUGUGGACACGUCGAUUUCUAUGUCAACGGAGGAAUAACCCAACCAGCAUGUGAUAAUAGUACUAAUCCUUCUAAAUGUAACCAUCAUAUGGCUCCCAGGUAUUUUGCAGAAAGUAUUAACUCGAUAAAAGGUUUUUGGGCGUGGCCAUGUUCAAGCAUAUUCGACUACUACAAUGAAAAAUGUCCUGUAAAAGGCGAGCAAAAGUUAAUGGGAGAAUCUUGCGACACAAACUCUACUGGAUAUUAUGUUUUAGAUACAUAUAAGCAUUAUCCAUAUGCUAUGGGAAAACGAUCUGAUUCAGAGCACUAGAAUCACAUUAUUGUUAAUUUAUUUUCGUUUAAAAUAAAGGAAACCGUCAAAAUUAUUAAAAUUAGUGAAAGUUUAAAAACGAGAAUAAUGAUUAUUUCUUAGAUUUUGUUGUCAAAUUUCAUUUUAGUUUACAAUAUAAGAGUCAUGGUUGAUGUUUACACCAGAUGAUUUUUAAAUACACAAAUAAACUCGUUGAUAAUUGUUU